Xiphias gladius (swordfish) is the source of this 3769-nucleotide messenger RNA. RefSeq names its product ankyrin repeat and SOCS box protein 2-like. Gene Ontology annotation, biological process: intracellular signal transduction. The record is from RefSeq and is a predicted model, not a curated record. Gene Ontology annotation, molecular function: protein binding. Gene Ontology annotation, cellular component: cytoplasm. The transcript has 11 exons. NCBI's taxonomy places the organism in Eukaryota, Metazoa, Chordata, Actinopteri, Istiophoriformes, Xiphiidae. The coding region runs from base 119 to 2230 and encodes 703 amino acids.
AUUACAGAGUGAAAACAGGCGGAAAACAGAUGGACGUGUUUUAACUGACAGGAAACACUGGAUUAACGAAGAAAAACUUUAAAACGAGCUGGUUUGGGAAACUCAGUCUUCCUCCAUCAUGGCAGCAGACAGCAUCUCUCGCUCUGGCUCAGCAGCUCCCAGUCUGGGCUUCGAGGAUUAUUCUUUCUACAGUAACCUGAGUGAUGAAGAAGUGCUGCAGCUCGCCAUCGAGCGCAGUCUGACUGACACACACUGCAAUAACGCCAACGCAACCAGCAAUACAACCAGCAACGCAACCAGCAACGCAACCAGCAGCCCUGCUGCUGCCCCCAUGCAUUCUCACCAACCUGCCAGCCUGAACUCUGCAGCCAGAAACACCAACCAACCCAGACACAACUCCCAUAAUCCAACUGCAAACUACAGCUCCCAUAAUGCCCCUUCAACCCCGACCACUGCGCACUACAGUUCUCCAAAUCCUCCAAGUGAAAAGCCUCCUGAUCUGAAGACGUUUGAUGGAACAGUCAGUCACUUCAUGACGGGCUCUGGGAAGCGGAUGGUGGUUUAUCGCACAGCUGAUGGCAGUCUGGUCCACCUUGCUCCAGAACCUGAAGAGGCGGAGGAGCCUCUGUUCAAAGCAAUCCGUGUUGGAGAUAAGAGCAGAGUGAGAGCUUUAGCCAAAUGUCCAGGAACCAACUUGAUGCUGCCGAGUAAACCGGGCUGGCUUGCUAUUCACCAGGCGGCGUGGUAUGGCCAGGACACCUGUCUGAGAAUUCUGCUGUCAGCUCAGCCGGGGAUGAUCAAUAAGCGAACGGAGCGCGGUGAGUCAGCGCUGCUGGUCGCUGUCAGCAAAGACCAACUACGAUGUAUCCAGGUGCUGCUGGAAAAUGGAGCUGACCCUGACAUCACAAACCAUGACAAAGAGACUCCGCUCUACAAAGCCUGUGAGAGGAACAGUGCUGCGAUGGUGGCAGCAUUGUUGAACCAUGGAGCAGCGGUGAACACUCAUUGCAUUCAGGGUUGGACUGCGCUGCAAGAAGCUGUGGUUCAAAACAAUGUGGAGAUCUGUGAGAUGCUGCUGAAGGCUGGAGCCAAACACAACCUCAGCAAUAUGUAUGGCAUCUCACCACUGUUUACUGCAGCUCAGAGUGGGCAGCUCGCAACCCUGCGAUUCCUCCUUAAACAUGGUGCAGAUAUCAACAGUCAGGCUGGUGAUGGAGCCACUGCUCUGUAUGAAGCUGCUAAAAAUGGACAUGAGGAAAUUGUGAAACUCCUCCUCUCACAAAAUGCUGAUGCCAACAAACCUGGAAAGACCGGAUUAUUACCACUUCACAUUGCUGCCCAGAGAGGAAGUGAUACUAUUGUGUCCAUGUUGAUCCCAGCCACCAGUAAGGCCAGAGUCUGGCGGACCGGCAUCAGUCCGCUUCAUGUGGCAGCUGAGCAUAACCAUGACGACGUGCUGGAGGCUCUGAUCGAGGCAGGCUUCGAUGUCAACGCUCAGCUGUCUGAGGAACGAUCAAAGCUGUACGAGGACCGCCGCAGCACAGCGCUCUACUUCGCUGUCAUCAACAAUAACAUUGAUUCUGUGUGCAUGCUGCUGGCGGCUGGUGCCAACCCAAACCUGGAUGUGUUCAAGCCGCUGAUGGUGGCAGCGAGGCUGGGCUGCAUCCAGACCGUCACCCUGCUGGUGGAGCACGGAGCUGACAUUAAUGCUUGCAUUCCCACCCACCCCACCACCUUCCCCGCUGUCUACAUGUUCUCCAUGAAAAACCUCCCCAUGUUCAAGUACCUGCUGGACCAUGGAGGUCAUGCCCUCUCCUGCUUCAACUGUAUCUACGGCAGCCAAUCUCAUCCACCAAUCAAAACCACCCGAUCAGAGAGACAUGACCUCCGCUACAGCAACAGAUUCCUAGCAGAGACACAGUUGAUGCGAGGAGUUCAGUUCUGUGAGAUGAUCUCAGCCCCCAGUAUCUGUCGGUGGGCGGGGCCAAUCAUUGAUGUCCUAUUGGACUACGUUGGUCAUGUGACACUCUGCUCCAGACUGAUGGAACACCUGGACAGUUACUCAGACUGGAGCGUCAUCAAGGAAAAAGCAGCUCCCCCACGGCCGCUGAUGCAGCUCUGCAGGCUGCAGAUUCUGCAGCUCGUUGGAUGUCGACGUGUGAAGAAGUUACCGCUGCCUGGAGGUCUGAUCCGCUUCCUGCAACACCAGGAGGGAUCACUUGACGACUGAUGAAAUUUUGCAGCAUUUUAUUUAUGCUCUGUGAGGCAGGGCUGCCCACAGGCCCUGGGGAUGAAGCUGGCUGUCGGAGGGUGUACCCCGUAGAAAUAUAGAUACGAAUUAUGAAACUUUAACCAGAAAAAAAUAAAUAAAUUGUAUGACAAAUGAAUCAAUUAAUUGCUCUAUUAAGUAGUUAAUUAGAUUGAUAAAGUCAUAUCUGAUAACAGUAUUUAUAAUAGUAGCAGUAGAAGUAGUAGCAUGAGCUAGAGCAAUGGUGAAUAGUGAAAGUACUAAUAGUGAGGGCAGUGGUAAUAAUGAUAACAAUAAAAAGACAAGAAAGAAACACAUGAAUAGGCAUGUUGAUAAUAGCUGAGGUAUGGUGUGGAAGGAAUGCAGGAAAGGAUAAAUAAAAAGAUGGUUAAAUAAAUAUAGAAAUAACACUGACAAUAAUAGUAAAAGAAGUAACAAAUAGUGAUAAUAAUAAUAAUAAUAGUUAAAUACUGAUAACAGUGAUAAUAUGAAAAGCAUACUAUUGAAGAUCCUUGUCAUUAUCGCCACCAAUAAUAAUGGGGACAGCAACAACACCAACCUCAACAAUAGCAAACUUUAUCAUAACAUUAGCGUAAUAACGAUAAUAAAUAAAGGCAGUAAUAAUCAUAAUAAUAGUGUGGAUAUAUAUUAAAAAGGAGUCUAGUUAUUAUGAAAUUAGACGAAAAAACACCAAAAAGACGUUAUUGUAGGGUAGGUAUCAGGAGUGAAAAUGAGUGUUGUGCUGUGUAUGUCAUUCAAGAAGUAAUGCAGUUAGGAUUGGCUCGCAUCAUUUCUGGAGCUGAUGUAUUUUGUGUUUAAUAGAUGCAGUCAGUUUUUCCAUUGUUAUGUGUUCUAUAAAGAGGUCUAUUUAUACUGAGAUGCUGAAUUUUUCCUGCUUUUCCAGAUUAGGAGGAUGGUUUUCUUGGCGAUAGUUAGAGCGAUGAGUACUAUUUGUAUCCCAUGGUUGGGGAGUGUGACUGAUGAAAAGUGCCCUAAUAAGUGGAGUGAUGGGGGGAGUGGAAUCGGACAGUCCAAUGUGAGGGACAGUUUAUCAGUGAUUUCUUUGCAACUGUGUUGUAAGGGUGGGCAGUGCCAGAUUGCAUGGAUGUGUGAUGUGUGUUAUGUGGUAUCUUGUACUGUUUGAGUUGGAGGUUGGGUUUAUUUAUCAUUUUGAAUGUGUUUGUACAGAUUUUGGUCUAGGAGUCAUUGUCUAGAGAUAAGGAUGAAUCCUUCUCCCAUUCUGCAGUAGGGAAGGAUAUUGUCAGGUCAGUGUUGGUAAGUUUGUACAGCUUCGAAUGGGCUUUAUCAUGUAUUGUGAGCUUUGUUAUUUCUUCUGUUAAUGUGGAUAUUUGAAUGUCUUUAAGUUAACCUUAUGUGUUGUGACUGAUUUGAGUUGUAGAUACUGGAAAAAAAAAAGCUUUGUGGCCUAUUCUGUAUUUGUGAGCCACUUCUUCAAAAGGAAUUAAAGCUGAGUUUUGGAUUAUUAAUUGGAGCUUUGUGAUACCUUUGUCUUUUCAAGUA